UCAGCCAAGACGCAUAACAAACGAACACCAGUUUACUACCAUAAAUCACCUGAUUACACCCCCUCUCCUCAACAUAUCCAUCAUAAUGGCCCCCAGCUCCCACAGACGGUUCUCACUCAACCUCUCUCCCGCCUCCAGGGCGACGAAACGGGUGAUGGCACAACGCAGCGACAAUCGUCGCUCCUUCGAUUCCCAGGCUAGCUCGUCCACCCUUGGCGCUAUGCCCGUCGUCCAAGUCGAAAGCUACUUGACGGCUCCCGCUGCACGCUGGUCGACCGCAAAUCGAAUCUGAGUCUCUUUUCAAUGUAUGUGAACUGUGGGUCACAAAUAGUUCUGUACUUCUAGUCUUCUUGUGUUCUGGAGGGCAUGAUCCGUUUCACUACGAAGUUCUCGUUCGGAAUUGGCAAUGCCCUGGUGAAUAAUACCCCGAUCGGAAAGCGUGCCCGGAGAACACCAUAUACCAUCUUUAUCCAAAAACAUGUACAUGAAUCAAAAGUAAUAACGUUUGCAUUCUGGGACGCGGAUACAUUUUGCAAUAAGUCG
Molecule: messenger RNA, 543 nt
Organism: Colletotrichum destructivum
Lineage: Eukaryota; Fungi; Ascomycota; Sordariomycetes; Glomerellales; Glomerellaceae
Exons: 2
Coding region: 86-292 (68 amino acids)
Source: RefSeq, a predicted model, not a curated record